AUGUUCAGGGUAGCAGUGACCGACUUUGUCAGAGCUAUGCGGUCGAUUGGUUCCGGUACCAUUUCUCACCGUUCAAAAUGGAACAGAGCGGAGGCUACUCGUAAGAAGCUGAUCGCGGAGGCAGCCCAACGUAAGAGAGCAAACAAGAAGAGGGAAGAUAAAACAUAUUCAGACAGCACGAAUCAGGUAUUGAGGGACAGAAAAAGGAUUCCCACGAUGACCUCGCCGGCGCCGCCAAAGAUCCCGGCGAUCAGCCGAGACAAUCCACCAACGACGCCGACGAACACUGAGGACAAGCCACCAACAAUCUCGCCGACGUCGCCAAUGAUCUCGCCGGCGAAGAGCCGAGACAAUCCACCAACGACGCCGGCGAACACUGAGGACAAGCCGCUAACGAUCUCGCCGGCGAAGAUCAUGGAUGCUUGUGACGGAGAAGAAAAGGACUAG
This is a messenger RNA of Arabis nemorensis, 447 nucleotides long. Lineage: Eukaryota; Viridiplantae; Streptophyta; Magnoliopsida; Brassicales; Brassicaceae. The record is from the annotation of a GenBank genome assembly.